CCGAUCCGUGAGGGAAUGGCGCGCGCGCCUCGCCGGGAGCCGCUGCGCGCGCAGGGCCGGGCCGGGCCGGGCCCGGAAGCGGCGGGGCCGGAAGCGGCGGGGCCGCGGGGUUAUAGCGCCUGGGAGGCCCGCCGCCGCUGCCGCGGCAUAUCCCGUCGCACAUCAGUGGUUAUGGAUGCGCGGGCCCGCGCCAAGCGCUACGAGAAGCUCGACUUCCUUGGGGAGGGGCAGUUCGCCACCGUCUUUAAAGCCAAGGACAAGACGAACAACCGAAUCGUUGCUAUUAAGAAGAUUAAACUGGGGCAUAGAUCAGAAGCUAAAGAUGGAAUCAACAGGACUGCCCUCAGGGAGAUAAAACUUUUACAGGAGCUAAGCCAUCCAAAUAUUAUUGGUCUUAUUGAUGCAUUUGGACACAAGUCGAAUAUUAGUCUGGUGUUUGAUUUUAUGGAAACAGAUUUAGAGGUUAUUAUAAAGGAUACAAGUAUUGUGUUGACGCAGUCUCACAUCAAGGCAUAUAUGCUGAUGACGCUUCAAGGAUUAGAAUAUUUGCAUCAGCAUUGGAUUCUACACAGGGAUCUUAAACCAAAUAACUUGUUGCUAGAUGAAAAUGGAGUUUUAAAAUUGGCUGACUUUGGCUUGGCAAAAUCUUUUGGGAGCCCAAACAGAGUUUAUACACACCAGGUAGUAACAAGGUGGUACCGAGCCCCAGAACUAUUGUUUGGGGCUAGAAUGUAUGGUGUUGGUGUUGAUAUGUGGGCUGUUGGUUGUAUUUUAGCCGAAUUGCUCCUCAGAGUUCCUUUUUUGCCUGGAGACUCUGAUCUUGACCAGCUGACAAGGAUAUUUGAAACACUGGGCACUCCAACAGAAGAACAAUGGCCUGGGAUGACAAGUCUUCCAGAUUAUGUCACAUUUAAGCCAUUCCCUGGAAUGCCACUUCAGCAUAUCUUCAGUGCAGCUGGUGAUGAUCUGCUCAGUCUUCUUCAAGGCUUAUUCACGUUUAAUCCUUCCACUAGAGUAACAGCUACUCAGGCAUUGAAACAGAAGUAUUUCAGUAACCGACCAGGACCCACUCCAGGAAAUCAGCUGCCAAGACCUAACUGUCCUGCCGAAGCUGCAAAGGAGCAAAAAAAUGCACUUUUAAAUUUAAAAAGGAAAAGAACAGAAGGAAUAGAUCAAGUGUUGCAGGAGAAGUUGCCUGAGAAAAUACAAAAACUGUUUCCUUCAAAGCCCUGAAGAUUGCAGUGAGAGACAAAGGAGGAAGAUCCAGCUGGGGAAACUACACUACUCUAGUCCUCCUGUCAGCCUGUGUCUGUAGUACAAUCCAUAGUGCAGACACUGGACUCAGCUUUGCCUGAAUUCAAGAGGUAGCAAAGUUUCUGCUGGGUAACUAAACUUCUGCAAUGGAGAGAACCAAGCUUACAUAUGUUGUUGCUGCAUCUUAACUGUGUGCCCACCUGCGGUUGUACAGUGGAUCUCAGGGAUACCUUCUGAGCCAUUGUCAUCUUUCUGCCUGUGAACCACACUCAGCAUUCUCUUUUCUAAUUUUGUAGCAAAUACACUCAUGCAAGACUUUGAGGCUUGUAGAGGAACAGCAGCCAUCAUCUUGCUCAUGUGAUCCUUCAUUUUGCAGCUACUUGAGCUAAUGUAAAGUAUUAGGCCUUGUAAGGGAGAAGAGUUAGUAUUUUCCCAGUAGCGUAAUGUGUUCUCUAUUGGUUGUUGGCUGUUGAAAAGUAAACAGAUUUCCUAGGAUCUAAUUGAGAGUAUAGAGAAAAGUUUAUCCAUUAACAUUAGUUGUGAAAGUUUUUAUUGUCUGUUUAAUCAAACAUCAUCCUCUUCAUUGCAGGCUAAAGGAUUAAGAUAACUACAGUCCUGCUUCUCACUGGCACAGGUUCAAAAAUAUGUUAAUCAGAAUAGAUUGGAGAGGGAUUUAGGAGUACUUUAAACUUUUUUGCAUUUACUUAUCUAGCAUAUCUUUCUAAUUGGUCCUAAAAUCCUGGAAACCUUCAGCCCCUAAAACAGAUAGUCACUGAAAAAUGCAGUAUCCCUACUAACAGAUAAGGUUUGCAUGACAGUGGCAAUCUUAAGUAUUCUGUCAGUUCUGCUUUGGGAAAGAAACACAGUUUCCUUCUUGUAAAAAAGCUGUAUCUGUCUAGACAAUACCCUUCCUUGAAGGAAACCUUUUCCACUAGAACAACUAGCAAGCCUCUAAGCUCCCACUGGCAAGAGUUGUAGAGUAGGUACUGAGUUAUAUAGGCAGUCUGUCUGUUAAUGUACAGAGCAUGGUUACUGUACUCUGUAAGAGUGGGCUUGAAGUGUGAUGUGCUAAGGCCUGAGCAGCAGGCCUCAGCCAGAGCUGACUUACAAAUCUUGGGCAUUAUGUGACUAACAGUAUUGUUUAGCUAAAAACAAAUGACUGAGUUGCUUAUGCUAUCACCAAACUGGCUGCUUUAGAGACUUUCACAUCUUGUGCAACUAUCUGCAAGAAAUGUAUCAUUUUAAGGAACUUUCCCACUGGGCAUUAAUAGAGGCUUGUUUGUAUGAUGUUUUAGGGAAAACACUCCCAGCCAAGACCUGGCCUCAGGCCCUGUCCUGCCCCCAUCUGGGAGGGAAGUAUGCCAUCAGAUACAGGUGCUUCUGCACUAAAAAUAUAAUCAGCUCCCUUUGACUCGCUGAAUUGAGCCUAUAAAAGCUGGAUCCCCUUUCAGGGUGAAUUUGCAGACCUCAUCUACGAGUGGAUGCACUAAAUAGGAUUCUCCCAAUUGCCAGGAAGGAUUCUCCAGGUCGUCACUGCAAAAUGGGGCUCCCCAGCAAUUUCUUAUUCUGGAUGAUGGUAAAGUAUUUAGGCAAUUGAUGAUAUAUCUUUCCAAAUCACUGUCCUUUCUCUUGUGUAGUAAUGAUGAGGUGUAUUACCCUGGUUUUUUAUGCAUGUUGCUAAAGUUGAGCACGUAGUAAGCCUAUUGUUUUCUUAAAUGUAUAGUUUUACUUUUGUGUUGCCUUAAUACUCUUAGUAAAAUAAGACCAUUGGUGUCUGUGUCCUUUAAAUUGCCCCCAUCAAUUGGCAAAACAAAGUGGGAGGAUAUUUUGUGACCAAGACUAUUGUCUUGUAUGUGUGUAUGCCACAGCAAAUGGUCACAAAGUGGAAUUUUUUUAUAUAAUACAAGUUCAGGAGCUGUUUCCCUCCAGAUCCCCUGCAGGAAUUUGGACUGUGCUCCGUAUGUAGAACUGGGCCCUGUUCUAUACCAUGGGUGUUGCAGUAAGUCCUGCUUUCAGUUGAGUUCAGCCAAAUUGUUUCAGCUGAAUGGAGCUAAGUGAAGCUACCUGUCUCAGGGACUAAAACUGCCUUGCUCUUAGUGAUGGUGUGCACAAAUAAAAUGUAUGUGCAUCACAGAAUAAGAUAAGAUUAAAGAAAGGAUCAGCACAACAUUUUUUCUUUAAUCUCAGGCUUUUGGAUGGUUUGAUUUAACUUUUGUGACAGGUCAGAACUCUGGAAGAAAUAUUUGGAACUUUUGGUGAAUACAAUAUGCAGUCACACAAUUAGUCAUCUAAAUAUUGUUUAAUUUGUGACUUGAUUAGUUUGUAAGCUUUAUAUCAUGGUAAUCACGCUUCAGCAUUGACAGUCUGUCUCUAAUCACACCAAUUGACUGAAUAUGCAGCUGCUGCAAUCAAUUUAGCUUCUGUUCAGAAUCACAACAAUCAAGCACAGUUUGUCUAGAACAUACAGUGUGCAUGCUUGUGCAAAACUCUCAGUUGUUCGCCUGAGCAAACAGGAACAUAAUAGAAAUGCCUUGUGAUGUGUCUUCUGCUUUUACCAUUUUUUUAUUGUGAGUUACUGCUGUUUCUUCCUAAAAGGUUAAUUCUCCUCUUUGCAAAUGUGAUGGCUUUUACCUCGAGACUUUAUGGAAUUUGAGUGACUUCUGUGCAUUGUACUGAUAUUGUUUGUAAUUGAACAAGAAUGUUGUAAUUAUAAUUGAACUAGAA
Messenger RNA from Motacilla alba alba, 3978 nucleotides. RefSeq names its product cyclin dependent kinase 7 (gene CDK7). Bases 16 to 1233 code for a protein of 405 amino acids. Lineage: Eukaryota; Metazoa; Chordata; Aves; Passeriformes; Motacillidae. The transcript has 12 exons. The record is from RefSeq and is a predicted model, not a curated record. Gene Ontology annotation, cellular component: cytoplasm; nucleus; transcription factor TFIIH holo complex. Gene Ontology annotation, biological process: protein phosphorylation; positive regulation of transcription by RNA polymerase II. Gene Ontology annotation, molecular function: ATP binding; RNA polymerase II CTD heptapeptide repeat kinase activity; cyclin-dependent protein serine/threonine kinase activity.